AUGGCCUCUCUUCCUCCGGCGCCUUCCGGGAUCAAUCUCGACGACGAUAGGAGGGCUUCCAUCAUGGUUACCUCGAUUGUCACCUGGUGUAUGGCGGUUCUCGUCGUUGGGCUCCGCAUCGUCAGCCGUCGUUUGAAAAAUAUCGAUCUAUGGAUAGAUGACUGGCUCAUUAUUGCGGCAUUGAUUCCUUCAUGUGCCCACGUCUUCGGGAUGGGCGUAUAUGCCGUGAGCCGUGGUUUGGGCAGACAUGUCUGGGCCGGUCCGCCAGAUGCCCAAUAUGCCUGGGCAGUGGGAUUAUUCAUCGCCGAAUUAGGAUAUUUUGUGACUAUUGCAUGCGUCAAAUGGUCUAUUCUCGCCUUUUAUUAUCGCUCUUUCAAGAUCCGAAGUUCAGUCAAGUUGCCUAUAUUCACACUUGCUGUGAUUGUGCUGAUGUGGGCUAUUGGUGUCAUCCUCGUUACAAUUUUGCAAUGUCAACCUACCAGUGCGUGGUGGGAGCGUUUCAACCCGACGCACCCAUUACAGCCAGACGACUACAAAUGCACAGUAGACUCGGUCAAGUUCUUCUACGGAAAUGCAAUCCCGACAAUUGUUACCGAUAUUUUGAUAUUGCUGUUACCUCUUCCGUACAUCACAACGCUGCAGCUUCCCAGGGGACAAAAGUGGGCUCUUGCUGGUAUUUUCUGCGUUGGACUUUUCGUUACGAUCGUCUCCAUUGUUCGCCUUCACUAUUUACUCCAAGGGAAUUUGACCAGUCCAGAUAUUACCUGGAACUUUGUCAAUAUCGCUUUGUGGUCUGUCGUGGAAGGAAACACAGCCAUCUUUUGUGCUUGCCUACCUUUCUUGCGGCCGAUUCUCAGCAAAUUCACCUUUGGCAUUUUCAGUCUCUCAUCUGUCCCAUCCAAGAAACAGCCGUCCAGUGGAACCCGAGGAACCCUCAGAAUGAGCUACUAUCAAAAAGAUGGCGCCCGGCCUUGGCAGGGUGAUGGCCGAUUUGUUACGACAACGUCUCAUUCUCGAGCGUACAGCCACACACACGAGACAGACGAACACCCUUUUGCACACCUCACGGACGAUGGCUCAGAGCGUAGCAUCCCUGUUAAGGAGAGGCAAGAAGACUCGCAGAUUGAACUUGGCAACGUCUCUCCACCGAGAGGUCCUGUCGAGCCCAGCGGCAUAGUCGUUACCCGAGAGUUUCAUCUACAACAUCAAGAGGCUCAGCAGCACCAAGACGUUUAA
This is a messenger RNA of Trichoderma gamsii, 1236 nucleotides long. RefSeq lists its product as hypothetical. The transcript is spliced from 6 exons. Lineage: Eukaryota; Fungi; Ascomycota; Sordariomycetes; Hypocreales; Hypocreaceae. The record is from RefSeq and is a predicted model, not a curated record. The coding region runs from base 1 to 1236 and encodes 411 amino acids.